CCGCAAACCAAGCGGGUGUGAGAAGACAUGAUGUCUCAGGAGUUUCACGUCGUCAAGUGUUUCAGCUGUCUUUGCUUCCAGGGCCAGCAAGAGUUGUGCUCACAUGGCAACAUCUGCAGCGUGACUCCACACCACAAUGUCAGCCUUCAAAUGUCCAAUCUAACUUUGUUGCCAGGUGAAGAAGGUGAAAAGGUGGACUUGUAAACUCUGUGGAGAAAAGCAGUCUUUGCUCAAGGAGUUUGGUCGAGGAAGUGGCGCCGACUGCAGACGUCAUGUUCAAAAACUGAACGCCAUGAGAGGAGCCAUGCUGGAGGAAGGAGAGGGGCUGUUGCUACGGAAGCAGGAGGACCAGGCAGGAAGUGAGGAGCACAAGGACUACCAAGUGAGAAGUCUUUCUCCCUCACACACACACACACCUGCGGCUCACACCUGUGUGCAGGUGGGACACACCCAGGUGAGCCGCUGGACUAAAUACCUGCACACACCCGAGGAAGACCAUCAUGUUUCAACAAGCUGUCUGCAAUCCCAAGGCGGCAUGCACAGGAAGAGGAGGGGAGAAGGCGAGGAAGAUGGCAGCCGGAUGCCGAAACAGAUGCAACCUGACUGUACCGCACCCCCCACUCCUAAAACCUCAUUUAGAAACCAGGCUGGCUCCCCCAGUCUUAAAACCACAUUUAGCAACCAGGCUGCACCACCCAGUCUUAAAACCACAUUUAGCAACCAGGCUGCACCACCCAGUCUUAAAACCACAUUUAGCAACCAGGCUGCACCACCCAGUCUUAAAACCACAUUUAGCAACCAGGCUGCACCACUCAGUCUUAAAACCACAUUUAGCAACCAGGCUGCACCACCCAAUCUUAAAACCACAUUUAGCAACCAGGCUGCACCACCCAAUCUUAAAACCACAUUUAGCAACCAGGCUGCACCACCCAGUCUUAAAACCACAUUUAGCAACCAGGCUGUACCACCCAGUCUUAAAACCACAUUUAGCAACCAGGCUGGCCCCCCCAGUCUUAAAACCACAUUUAGAAACCAGGCCGGCCCCCCCAGUCUCAAAACCACAUUUAGCAACCAGGCCAGCCCCCCCAGUCCUAAAACCACAUUUACUGAUCAGGCUGCGCCAUCCAGUCUCAAAACCUCAUUUAGCAACCAGUUUGGCCUCCCCAGUCCUAAAACCACAUUUACUGAUCAGGCUGCGCCAUCCAGUCCUAAAACCUCAUUUAGCAACCAGUCUGGCCUCCCUGGUCUUAAAACUUCAUUUAGCAACCAGGCUGCACCACCCAGUCUUAAAACCACAUUUAGCAACCAGGCUGUGCCACCUAGUCUUAAAACCAUAUUUAGCAACCAGGCAGGCCCCCCCAGUUUUGAAACCACAUUUAGCAACCAGGCCGGUCCCCCAAGUCUUAAAACCAUAUUUACUGAUCAGGCGGGCACCCCCAGUCCUAAAACCACAUUCACUAACCGUGGCGGCCUCUACAGUUCUAAAACCACAUUCGCCAACCUGGCCGGUCCCCCCAGUCCUAAAACUUCAUUUAGCAACCCCUCCAGUCCUAAAACCACAUUCACCAACCAGGCCGGUCCCUCUAGUCCUAAAACCACAUUCACCAACCUGGCUGGUCCCCCCAGUUCUAAAACUUCAUUUAGCAACCCCUCCAGUCCUAAAACCACAUUCACCAACGAGGCCGGACCCUCCAGUCCUAAAACCACAUUCACCAACCAGGCCGGUCCCUCUAGUCCUAAAACCACAUUCACCAACCUGGCUGGUCCCCCCAGUCCUAAAACUUCAUUUAGCAACCCCUCCAGUCCUAAAACCACAUUCACCAACGAGGCCGGUCCCUCCAGUCCCAAAACCACAUUCACCAACAGGGCCGGCCCCCCGAGCCCGCCCUCUGGUCCAAGGUGGGCCGCCCUCCUCACAGGUGACUUCCGGGGCAACGUGGUCAGUGGGAAGAGUCAUCAUGACAGCAGUGAGGCCCCGCCCCUCCCAUGGUCCCGCCCCCUGCUUCCUGGUUCCUCCAUGUUUGAGAGUGGGGAGGAUUUCGAAGUGACCUUUGACCUGUGAGAAGGACACGAUGGCGUUGGGCAGCAUGCUGGAUGUUGAUUGGUCCGCUGCUAUAACUGCACUUCCUGUCUGUUCCUGAUGAUCACAAUCAUUUCAUGAAGGUUCUUGAGUGUUUAUGUUCCGUCUUCAAAGUGGCAUGUGACAAAUAUGUUAGUCUGAUUAUAACUUAGCAUUAAACAUGGUCAAUAAAA
Nerophis ophidion (straightnose pipefish) is the source of this 2253-nucleotide messenger RNA. RefSeq names its product mucin-2-like. The transcript is spliced from 6 exons. Gene Ontology annotation, biological process: mitotic G2 DNA damage checkpoint signaling. Gene Ontology annotation, molecular function: chromatin binding. Gene Ontology annotation, cellular component: nucleus. The record is from RefSeq and is a predicted model, not a curated record. Lineage: Eukaryota; Metazoa; Chordata; Actinopteri; Syngnathiformes; Syngnathidae. Bases 293 to 2062 code for a protein of 589 amino acids.